AUGUACGGAAUAAUGAGUUCACACCCCGCUGCGUGUCUGGCUGCUGCGAAAGCUUAUGGGAGAACCAUCGAAAAGGUCGACCUCAGCUUUAUUAGCGAGAAUGCCAGUGAAGUCUUGUCUGCUUCGCUAGUCCCUUACAUUCAUGAUUCUGAGCUCCGGGGGACUAUAUUUGACCCCCAUAAUGCGAGCGGCAUGGUUUCCGGUGUCGACACCAACUUUUUUGUGGAUCACACGGAGCCAUUAGAGGUCCUGGGGGUAGUAAAAGAUCAGUGGGAUGGGUAG
Penicillium waksmanii is the source of this 282-nucleotide messenger RNA. RefSeq lists its product as uncharacterized. The coding region runs from base 1 to 282 and encodes 93 amino acids. NCBI's taxonomy places the organism in Eukaryota, Fungi, Ascomycota, Eurotiomycetes, Eurotiales, Aspergillaceae. The record is from RefSeq and is a predicted model, not a curated record. The transcript is spliced from 2 exons.